AACAUCUUCAGGUUGCUGUUAGGACCUGCCAAGGCACUGCAGCGCGUCAGAUGGCAGCACCAGCUGUAGGCAUCGAUCUUGGUACUACGUUCUCCUGUGUCGCAGUUUUCAGGAAUGGCAAGGUGGACGUGAUACCCAACGCCGAUGGCAACCGCAUCACGCCGUCGUACGUGGCCUUCACGGACACCGAACGACUCGUUGGCGACGCCGCCAAAGCCCAGGACGCGGUCAACCCGGAAAAUACAAUUUUCGAUGCGAAGCGACUGAUCGGGCGUCGCUUCGAGGACCCCGUGGUGAAGGCAGACAUGAAGCUGUGGCCGUUUACAGUCAUCAACGAGGACGGCAAGCCUAAGAUCCAGGCCCGGUUCAAGGGCGAAAGCAAGACCUUCUUCCCUGAAGAAAUAAGCGCCAUGUUACUAUCCACACUCAAAAGCUCGGCAGAGGCGUACCUAGGCAAACCAGUGCACAACGCCGUGAUUACUGUACCGGCGUACUUCAACGACUCCCAGCGGCAGGCCACUAAAGACGCCGGCACCAUCGCAGGCCUCAACGUGCUGCGCAUCAUCAACGAACCGACGGCCGGCGCACUCGCUUACGGCCUCGAUAAAACUGAAGAAGAGGAGCGAAAUGUCGUAAUUUUCGAUUUGGGCGGUGGAACUUUCGACGUGUCCAUACUGACCAUCGAAGAGGGCAUCUUUGAGGUCCGCGCCACGGCCGGAGACACGCACCUUGGCGGUGAAGACUUUGAUGCCCGCUUAGUGGAGCACUGCGCCGGCGAAUUCGCGAGGAAGCACGGGCUGGAUCUGCGCGAAGACAAGAAGGCCCUGAGAAGGCUGAGAACGGUGUGUGAGCGUGCAAAGCGUGGACUUUCGUCAGCGACGCAGGCGAGCGUGGAGUUGGACGCGCUGUUCGGUGGUGAAGACUUGCAUGUGGUCAUUACUCGCGCGUGCUUCCAGGAGCUCAACCAGGACCUGUUCCAGAAGACCAAAAAUAUCUUGGAACAAGCGAUGCGCGACGCGAAUAUGGCUACAGACGACAUAGCAGAUGUAGUGCUGAUUGGAGGGUCGACACGAAUCCCGUGCGUUCAGCAGAUGGUGAAGGCGUUCUUCGGGAAAGAACCGAACAAGACCGUAAAUCCGGACGAGGCCGUAGCUCACGGCGCAGCCAUUCAAGCCGCAGUCCUGGACGGUGAUCCUUCUGAGAUCAUCUCUGAUCUGGUCCUCGUCGAUGUGACCCCCCUUUCCCUCGGUAUCGGAUUGGAUGGAGACAUCAUGAGUGUAAUCAUCCCCCGGAACACGACCAUUCCCACUAAAAACACCAAGAACUACUACACUAUUGCCGACGACCAAACCGAAAGUUGGAUCGAAGUGUUUGAAGGUGAGCGAAAGAUGAUAGUCGAUAACCACAAAUUGGGAGAAUUUAUUUUGUUCGGCAUUCCACCAUUCCGUAAGGGACAGGCUGCUGUGGAUGUAACGUUUGAAAUAGACACCGAUGGGAUCCUUGACGUUUCGGCGGUGGAAACAAUCACAAAGAGCACAAACCAGAUAACGAUCACCAGCAACAAAGGGCGGCUGUCGAAGGAGGAGAUCUUGCGACUGGUGCGGGAGGCGGAAGCCAUGAGGCAGGAUGACGAGGCCAGGCGAGAGGCGGCCGAGGCGAAGAAAGAGCUGGAGCGCCUUUGCUGGCGCGGGCAGCUCGAGGGACAGGGCCGCGUCAGGGACAAGUGCCAGUCGUUGCUGGAGUGGCUGGCUGAUGUAGGAGCUAAGGCGUCGGCUCGAGAAAUCAUCGCGAAACGACAGGAGUUGCAACUGCUUUUCGAUAUGGCGAACUUGAAGAUUUAAACCGUGCAAGGGACACGCUAUUGACAGAGUAAAAUAUUUGUUGAAAUAUGUAUACGCUGUUCACGACUAUCCGCAGCAGGGUGAUUUUAACAGGUCACUUUAACGUGUACUUAAAUUAAUAUCGCAAUGGUACUGGUUUAAUAAUAAGAUAUGUUUUGUAAGGUAUGUUUGUCAGCUUACUGGAAAAUAUCUAAGGCUCA
Molecule: messenger RNA, 2041 nt
Organism: Hyposmocoma kahamanoa
Lineage: Eukaryota; Metazoa; Arthropoda; Insecta; Lepidoptera; Cosmopterigidae
Product: heat shock 70 kDa protein II-like
Exons: 4
Coding region: 51-1841 (596 amino acids)
Biological process (GO): cellular response to unfolded protein; protein refolding; vesicle-mediated transport
Cellular component (GO): cytosol; plasma membrane; nucleus
Molecular function (GO): misfolded protein binding; ATP binding; heat shock protein binding
Source: RefSeq, a predicted model, not a curated record